Messenger RNA from Clupea harengus (Atlantic herring), 2996 nucleotides. It is a transcript of the gene fzd6, whose product is annotated as frizzled class receptor 6. Gene Ontology annotation, cellular component: plasma membrane. Lineage: Eukaryota; Metazoa; Chordata; Actinopteri; Clupeiformes; Clupeidae. Gene Ontology annotation, biological process: canonical Wnt signaling pathway; non-canonical Wnt signaling pathway. The record is from RefSeq and is a predicted model, not a curated record. Gene Ontology annotation, molecular function: Wnt-protein binding; Wnt receptor activity.
GAGCUAUAUUUUAUUUUUGAGAUUAUUUAGUUUUGUUGUCCAUACAGUAACAGUUGCAUUUGUCGUUUGGAGUUGAAUUUGGCCCGUUACUCUUUUCCUACACUGCUCUGAAGGGUAUAAAGUCGUUUGUCCAAAAGUUGUUUGUCCACUGUAGAAAUUCUCAUUUUUUUCCUCUCCAACCACUUGUAGAAUCCCAUGGUGUAACAGGAUGUUGGAAUGGGAGGGCGGAGACUUCAGAAACAGAGGAAAGCUCCGAAAUCAAAACGUUUUGUGUGGAGACCAAAGUGAUUAAUAACCAGUAGUUUUAUUUCUGAGAGACCAUGGAGAGGAUGAUCUCCAGUGGAGUGGAUUUCAGGUGAAGAGGAACUUCUAACCAAGAAAACACAUUUACAGAAGGACUGCGUCAGGAGUUUUUUUCAUUCCAACAUCACAUUUACAGAAGGACUGCGUCAGGAGUUUCUUCAUUCCAACAUCUGCAUGGAGACCAUGUUGACCUGGAGGCUGUUUCAUAUUUGUGUGGUCCUGCAGGGGGCGCUCAGGUCCUGUUCUGCCCACAGUCUUUUCACCUGCGAGCCCAGCAGGGUGCAGUGGUGCCACGGCAUGCCCUACAACAUGACUUUCUUUCCUAACAUGUUGGCACACUAUGACCAAGACAUCGCGGCAUUGUCCAUGAAGCACUUCAUGCCCCUUGCCAACCUCCAGUGCUCCCCAGAGGCCCAUCUCUUCCUGUGUCAGGCGUUCGUCCCAGAAUGCAUUGAGCCCACGUUUGUGGUGUCGCCGUGCCGGGAGCUGUGUGAGAGAGUCCAUUCGGACUGUGCAGCAGACAUGCAGGUCUUUGGUUUGAGCUGGCCCCCUGAACUACAGUGUGACCGGUUGAAUUACUGUGGAAACUCCCCUGAUGGGCUCGGAGUGUCCCCCACUAAGCAGGCCACCACACCCAAGAGCUCACCGUCAUCAAAGCGCGACUUGGGUUUCUGGUGCCCUUUGCAGCUGAAGACUCAGCCUGGACAAGGCUCUUCAUUCCUGGGCGCUCAAGAUUGUGCCCCUCCGUGUGAAAACAUGUACUUGAAACCUCACGAAAUCGACUUUGCCAAGACCUUCAUCGGCGUGUGCUCCAUUGUGUGCCUGUGUGCCACGCUUUUCACAUUCCUCACCUUCCUCAUCGAUGUGAAACGUUUUCGCUAUCCAGAGCGCCCGAUCAUCUUCUAUGCGGUGUGUUACAGCAUCGUGUCCCUGAUCUACUUCGUCGGGUUUCUGCUGGGCAACCGUGCUGCUUGUAACCAGUCCGUCCACCCUGGGGGGGUAGCGACGGUGGUCCUCGGCGCUCAAGGAAACAAGGCGUGCACCCUGCUCUUCAUGCUGCUCUACUUCUUCUCCACAGCGGGCGUGGUGUGGUGGGUCAUCCUCACCAUCACCUGGUUCCUGGCGGCGGGGCCCAAGUGGAGCUGCGAGGCCAUCGAGAAGAAGGCCGUGUGGUUCCACUCCGUGGCCUGGGGCCUGCCUGGGGCACUCACCGUCAUCCUCCUGGCACUCGAUAAGGUGGAGGGGGACAGCAUCAGUGGGGUGUGCUUCGUGGGGCUCUAUGAUCUCGUCACGCUGCGCUGGUUCGUGCUCGCACCGUUGUGUGUGGGUGUGCUCACGGGCCUGGCUCUGCUGCUGGCUGGCAUUGUGUCUCUCAACAACGUGCGGCAGGUGAUCCAGCACGAUGAACACAACCAAGAGAAGCUGAAGAAAUUCAUGAUCCGCAUUGGAGUGUUUAGCGGCCUGUACCUGCUGCCAUUGCUCACACUGCUAGGCUGCUAUCUGUACGAGCAGAGCCGACGGGAAGCCUGGGAGCAUAGCUGGAUCAAUGACCGUUGCCGUGACUACAGCAUACCCUGCUCCCACAAGAGAACUCAUUUUGAUUGGCCUGACCUGUCCUUGUUUCUGAUCAAAUACCUGAUGACUCUGAUCGUGGGCAUAUCUGCAGUGUUCUGGGUCAGCAGUAAAAAGACCUGCUCCGAAUGGGCCUUCUUCUUCAAGCGCACUCAGAAGAAAGAUGCCAUCAGCGAGAGUCGCCGCGUGCUCCAGGAGUCUUGUGAAUUCUUUUUGAAGCACAACAGCCGUGUGCAGCACAAGAAGAAGCACUACGUGCCGAGCUCCCACAAACUGAAGGUCAUAUCCAAGUCUAUGGGCACCAGCACCGGUGAGCCCGUCCCUGCAUCCACUGAUAACCAGAGUGAUGAUGUGCUUCCCGUCACCCAAGCUGUGGGAAACCACCGCGGCGGCAGGAACCAGACCUCCUACUCCAGGACACACAGCUCCUCCGAGAUGUCAGGGAGAGAGCAGCUGGAGAGGCCCAGCUCCAGGAGAGGGGCUCGAGGAGCUGUUGGACAGCCUGCUGGGGCUGCUCACCUGAGCUCAGAGAGGCAGAGCAACACCGGCGGCUCCAGCAGAGUCAGCAGUCAGGCUGAGAACCUCCGCAAGAUGUCAGCUGGAAGUAUGAAACGGAGAGAAGCACUUCCAGAAGAUGUGCAACCAUCUGCCCGUUCCGUUCCUCACAGCAGUGGCGAGAGCCCCCAGCCAAGGAGUCACGAUCAAAAGAGCAGCUGUUCCACCCUUCCUAAACUCCCGUCCUGAACCUGAGCUUCAAACCUUCAAUCUUAACUCCUGAAAUCUCAAACCCCAUGUGAAUUUGUCACUCCAAACGGCAGCCCCAUGAAAUCCCAAGAGCUGGAAGUGGAAGUGAUUGCUGAUAUAUUGGAGCCAGGUUUAGGGUUCAAGCUCACUUCUGCCCCCUGCUGGUGGUGCCUUAUUUAUUUCUGUGGUAAAUACCUAAAUCCAGCACUGGUUGUGUUCAGGACCAUGGGGACCAUCAACAUGUCUGUCAUGAUCAUUGGAACUGUAGUCAAAGGUGUGUUGUAACGAGCUUCUUCCUGCUGACCAUUUUCAAGCCUUUGUAAAGACUGUAAUGUCUUAAAUAGAGAAAAGUAUUUUUCAUAAUGUUACAUUUCUGG